Molecule: messenger RNA, 1248 nt
Organism: Cylindrotheca closterium
Lineage: Eukaryota; Bacillariophyta; Bacillariophyceae; Bacillariales; Bacillariaceae
Source: the annotation of a GenBank genome assembly
AUGGAUGUUUGGCGUCGUCCUUGUCAACGCAAAGAUGGUUUGAAGUAUUAUGAGUAUAUUUUAGUCUAUACUGAUGAUGUCAUUGCAAUUUCGGAGAAUCCAAAAGCUAUUAUGGACAAACUCAACAAUUUCUUUGUUUUAAAACCUGAUUCAAUAAAAGAGCCAACCACGUAUCUUGGUGCAACAAUCUCAAAGCACAAGUUGGAUGGUGAUGAUUAUUUCACCUGGGCUAUUGGAUCUGAAGCAUAUCUACAAGAGUCAUUACGAGUUGUCAAGAAGCGAAUUGCGCCAAUGCAACUGACUUUGAAGAAAAAGGUUUAUUCAACUUUACCCACUGGAUACAAGCCGGAACUUGAUUCUACUCCUUUUGUCAAUGAUGAUACUGCCAUACUUUACAUGCAGCUCAUUGGUAUUCUGCGCUGGCUUGUGGAACUUGGUCGUAUUGAUGUUGCCGCCGAAGUGUCUAUGCUCUCAUCUUACAAUGCAAUGCCUCGUGAAGGUCACUUUCAUGCUGCCUUACAUAUUUUUGCCUAUUUACAGAAGCAUCCUGAUCGUAUACUUGUGAUGGAUUGUGGUUAUGCUGAUCAUCUGAGACCAUUAAAGAAAGCUGAUUACUCACAGUUCUAUGAAUUCACUAAGGAUGAACUCCCAAGUGACAUGCCUACACCUCUUGGCAAAGCGGUAGAGUUUACUAUGUUUGUUGAUGCAUCUCAUGCUGCUAACGUUGUUACUCGUCAAUCAAGAACAGGAGUAUUGAUCUUUGUUAACAAAGCUCCUAUUAUCUGGUAUUCGAAAAAGCAGAACAGUGUCGAGACAAGCAGUUUUGGUUCUGAGUUUUCUGCUCUAAAGACAGGUGUUGAAUUACUUGAGGGACUACGAUUCAAGCUCAGAAUGAUGGGCAUCCCAAUCCAAGGUUAUUGUCAUACUUGUGUUGACAAUAUGUCUGUUGUCAAAAACUCAAGUGUUCCUGAAUCUCAAUUGAAAAAGAAAUUGAAUGCUGUCGCAUAUCACUAUGUUUGCUCCAAAUGCGCAAUUGAUAUCCUACAAAUUGAAUGGAUCAUUUCCGCUGAGAACUUGGCCGAUGUUUUAACCAAGAUCCAACCUGGACCUGUUCGUGAUCGUCUUAUUGAACACAUCAUGUGGAAAGCAAAGCAAAAUGGAAAACUUGCUCUGAUUCAUCCGUCGCCGGAUAUUGUCAGUUUUGGACAGUAUUGGAUGAUACGUCCUCCCAAGAGGGGGUACGGUUGA